AUGAGCCAGUUUCCUCUCGAGCUAUGGAACCAGAUCAUACCUCUCGCGUGCAUGGACGGCGGCGAUACAGCUCGCGCGCUCUCAGCGACGUGUCGUUAUCUACGUUCGGCGAGCACGCCCUACAAGCAUCACUUCCUGAGGGUUGGGCCGACUGACAGGCAGAUCGCCUCGCUGGCCCGUAUCCUGGAUGACCUUCGAGUCCAGGAACUACCCCGCGUGCUCGCAAUCCAAGCGACACCCCGCUGCGACUUCGACACGGGCGCAGGCUUUCAGAGACUCUACAACGUGGACCAAGCGAGAGGAAGCUGGGACGAGACCGUAACGAGCCAACUUACGACCAUACUGGGCAAAGUUCACGGCGUACUCGAGGUUCUGCACCUGGACGUCUUCACUAUCAAUUACGCGAACUAUAAGGCGUUGUAUGUCUUCCCUUUCACCCAACUUCGCGAGAUCACCCUAGGCGGACUACACCCUUUCCGACCGCGAGACUGGUUCGACUACCUGAACCAGUCUAAAUUCCCUGCGCUCGAGCUCUUUCGCAUCACGGUCGAUAAUGUCAACGGGCUCGCUCUCUGCGUUCCUAUCCAUACGCCGCGUCUACGCAGGGUACACGUCCUUCGAUCAAAGCCGCAACACGGGCUAUGGGCCUCAAUGGUCAUACUUCUCCAGCUUCACCCGGGCACUCACUUCGUCGUGCACGUCGUACCCCCCUCGCCGUUCUCAAUUGGCUACGUGCACUCCCUUGCGCAGUAUAAGAGCAACUUGCAAGAGUGCCGGGAGAAUGUCAAGACUUCCGGGAAGGAGGAGUGUCUUGAACUCGUGGAGACAGCGCCGGCGAUGUACGAAGGAAUGAUCAGUCAUCUGUACCAUCUCCCCAAUAUCCCAUCGCCUCGCCUCUGA
Molecule: messenger RNA, 900 nt
Organism: Peniophora sp. CBMAI 1063
Lineage: Eukaryota; Fungi; Basidiomycota; Agaricomycetes; Russulales; Peniophoraceae
Source: the annotation of a GenBank genome assembly